Molecule: messenger RNA, 597 nt
Organism: Kwoniella botswanensis
Lineage: Eukaryota; Fungi; Basidiomycota; Tremellomycetes; Tremellales; Cryptococcaceae
Exons: 3
Coding region: 1-597 (198 amino acids)
Source: RefSeq, a predicted model, not a curated record
AUGCACUUCCCAGCAGCCUUAUCUUUAUCUGUCCUAUCCCUCAUCUCAAUCACAACCGCCACUGCAAUCCCUCCUUCGACCAUACCAUCUUCCAGCCCCAACCCCAAUCUCAGUAGACGAACGGGAGACGACGGUGCUUUCCGUCUCAAACUACUCAGCAACACCUCGCAUUGCCUCGGAGAUGUAUUAGGUGAAGGUUACGUCAGAAUGCCAUAUCUGAGAACGGGGAAUUGCGAUGAGGGAGCAGAGAAGUGGGCUUGGAAUACCGCUUUCCCAGGUAGUUUCACCGUCUAUAAUCCCUCGAACGCAUUUGCUUUGGGAUCUGUUGAUCCUAUUGGGGAUGAUCAGAAUGUGCAAUUGACAGAACCUGAUACCUCCAAUACUGGACAAAAAUGGAUGAUGGAUGAUCAAGGUAGAAUAUCCGUUGGUGAUCCAAGUUCCACAUCAACGCCGAAAUACUGUCUGAGCGCCAUUGAAGGUAUUGACAUUGAUAAAGUUACCAAGGAUUCUAUUCGGUUAUACCCUUGUGUUGAAGGUGAAGAAGAUCCUAAUUCAGAUAUUAAACAACGAUGGACGAUCGAUUUUAACACUCAAUGA